Procambarus clarkii (red swamp crayfish) is the source of this 2729-nucleotide messenger RNA. RefSeq lists its product as uncharacterized. The record is from RefSeq and is a predicted model, not a curated record. Lineage: Eukaryota; Metazoa; Arthropoda; Malacostraca; Decapoda; Cambaridae.
GAGGCCAGGCAGUCUGUGCCGUGUGCUCGUGGGGGUGAGUGAUUGCCGCUCCUCGCCACGUUCCCACUUAUAUUUAGUUCAGUGCUUCUUGGGUCAUGAAGACCACGUGUUGCCUGCACCACCACGCGUGACCACGUCUUGCCUCCACCACCACGUGUGACCAGGUGUUGCCAGCACCACCACGUGUUGCCUGCACCACCACGCGUGACCACGUGUUGCCUGCACCACCACGUGUGACCACGUGUUGCCUGCACCACCACGCGUGACCACGUGUUGCCUGCACCACCACGCGUGACCACGUGUUGCCUCCACCACCACGUGUUGCCUGCACCACCACGUGUUGCCUCCACCACCACGUGUGACCACGUGUUGCCUGCACCACCACGUGUUGCCUGCACCACCACGUGUUGCCUGCACCACCACGUGUUGCCUGCACCACCACGCGUGACCACGUGUUGCCUGCACCACCACGCGUGACCACGUGUUGCCUGCACCACCACGCGUGACCACGUGUUGCCUGCACCACCACGCGUGACCACGUGUUGCCUGCACCACCACGCGUGACCACGUGUUGCCUGCACCACCACGUGUUGUGCCCUUCACCACCACGUGUGACCACGUGUUGUGCCCUGCACCACCACGCGUGACCACGUGUUGUGCCCUGCACCACCACGCGUGACCACGUGCUGUGCCCUUCACCACCACGCGUGAACACGUGUUGUGCCCUUCACCACCACGCGUGAACACGUGUUGUGCCCUUCACCACCACGUGUGACCACGUGUUGUGCCCUGCACCACCAGGCGUGAACACGUGUUGUGCCCUUCACCACCACGUGUGACCACGUGUUGUGCCCUUCACCACCACGCGUGAACACGUGUUGUGCCCUUCACCACCACGUGUGACCACGUGUUGUGCCCUGCACCACCAGGCGUGACCACGUGUUGUGCCCUGCACCACCAGGCGUGACCACGUGCUGUGCCCUUCACCACCAGGCGUGACCACGUGCUGUGCCCUGCACCACCACGUGUGACCACGUGUUGUGCCCUGCACCACCAGGCGUGACCACGUGUUGUGCCCUGCACCACCACGCGUGACCACGUGCUGUGCCCUGCACCACCACGCGUGACCACGUGCUGUGCCCUGCACCACCAGGCGUGACCACGUGUUGUGCCCUGCACCACCAGGCGUGACCACGUGCUGUGCCCUGCACCACCGCGCGUGACCACGUGUUGUGCCCUGCACCACCAGGCGUGAUCACGUGCUGUGCCCUGCACCACCAGGCGUGACCACGUGCUGUGCCCUGCACCACCAGGCGUGACCACGUGCUGUGCCCUGCACCACCAGGCGUGACCACGUGUUGUGCCCUGCACCACCAGGCGUGACCACGUGCUGUGCCCUGCACCACCGCGCGUGACCACGUGUUGUGCCCUGCACCACCAGGCGUGACCACGUGUUGUGCCCUGCACCACCAGGCGUGACCACGUGCUGUGCCCUGCACCACCAGGCGUGACCACGUGCUGUGCCCUGCACCACCAGGCGUGACCACGUGUUGUGCCCUGCACCACCAGGCGUGACCACGUGUUGUGCCCUGCACCACCAGGCGUGACCACGUGUUGUGCCCUUCACCACCAGGCGUGACCACGUGUUGUGCCCUGCACCACCAGGCGUGACCACGUGCUGUGCCCUGCACCACCAGGCGUGACCACGUGCUGUGCCCUGCACCACCAGGCGUGACCACGUGUUGUGCCCUGCACCACCAGGCGUGACCACGUGUUGUGCCCUGCACCACCAGGCGUGACCACGUGUUGUGCCCUGCACCACCAGGCGUGACCACGUGUUGUGCCCUGCACCACCAGGCGUGACCACGUGUUGUGCCCUGCACCACCAGGCGUGACCACGUGUUGUGCCCUGCACCACCAGGCGUGACCACGUGUUGUGCCCUGCACCACCAGGCGGGACCACGUGCUGUGCCCUGCACCACCAGGCGUGACCACGUGCUGUGCCCUGCACCACCAGGCGUGACCACGUGUUGUGCCCUGCACCACCAGGCGUGACCACGUGCUGUGCCCUGCACCACCAGGCGUGACCACGUGUUGUGCCUUGCACCACCAGGCGUGACCACGUGUUGUGCCUUGCACUACCACGCGUGACCACGUGUUGUGCCCUGCACCACCAGGCGUGACCACGUGUUGUGCCCUGCACCACCAGGCGUGACCACGUGUUGUGCCCUGCACCACCAGGCGUGACCACGUGUUGUGCCCUUCACCACCAGGCGUGACCACGUGUUGCCCCCCACACCACUACACCUGGUGACGUCGCUCUACACCUUCGGUAAUGAUGAAUCUCUUCAGGAUGAUGAUGGUUGUGGCAGUGGCAACGGUGGCUUCGGACGCCGCCAUGUGGCCCAGCUGGAGGCAGCAGCCCACUAACACACGUACACCACUUGGAAUGCGGUGGUGGAGACGAGCACCACAGCAACACCAACAAGAGCCUCGCCAGAGUGCCAGGCAGAUGGCAGAGAGGCGACAGCCCCAGUCUCAGAGUCAAGGCACCCUCAACAUGGUCCGUGCUGCCACACUUCUUGGUCUCCCUGAUGACCCCGAGUUUCCCCGUCGCUUGUGCCAAACAACAGACGUGUGCCCAUACUCGUGGCAGUGGAUGGAGGGAAACAUACUGCGAGCUAUUGUCAAGUGGUCCCUCCUCAAAUAGGUACACUUUUUUGUAAGUA